AGGCUAAGGAGACAUUUAUUAUCGUGACAUAAGCGCACAAGUGUUAAGACUUCAUUAUAAUAGCAAGCUUAUUAAACAUAGGGAACAUUUAAAACUUUAUCAGUAGGGCGGAUGAUGUCCUGCAGCCCAAAACAUACUACACCGUUCUCCGUGACUGAUAUACUAAGCCCGAUCGAGGAGACAUACAAGAAAACAAGCAUAGAGGCCAGCAUACCUCCACUAUCUUUCCGACCGACGGGGCAACACAACAGUCAAGUUAUGAGCGGGAUGGGCUCGAUGAGUGUCCCCGUUACGAACCCUUACCACACAAGCUACACGAUGCCACCGUCCCUGACGCACCAUUCGGCUUACAGCCCGCAGUGCUAUCAGAGCCCAGAACUCUCGCAUUAUGGAGAUCCUACCAGGCAGUCGGCUUCAAGCUGGUAUGGGACAAACCCAUCAGAUCCUGCAAGAUUUGCAAUCAGUCGAUUGAUGGGUGCCCAGCCUUCCUCGUGCAUGUCAUCGAUGCCCGGAAUGAACCAAAUGUCAAUGUCGGCCUUGGGGUACGACCACACCAAACACCCGCUACAAUACCCAUUGACACAGCGUCGUAAACGCCGGGUACUAUUUUCUCAGGCGCAAGUAUACGAACUAGAACGUCGUUUUAAAUCACAAAAAUACCUAAGCGCACCAGAAAGAGAACAUUUAGCAAAUAUGAUCAAUCUUACCCCAACACAGAUCAAAAUAUGGUUCCAAAAUCAUCGUUACAAACACAAGAGGCAGCAGAAAGACAAGGAAAAGUUGGACGAGCGUGAAAAAUCAUCAAGCAGUCAGCAAAGUCCGAGGCGGGUCGCUGUACCAGUGUUAGUAAAGGACGGUAAACCGUGUUCCGGCACGAAUAAUUCGGACUCUUCCCAUUCGUCACAACAGCCUCAGACUGGGGCAACGGCAGCCCAUACUCCCCAACAGGCGACUCCACCCGAGGUGGACACGAAGCCAAUACAAAUGACUCAAGCUAAUACUCUAGUGAAUUCCGUAUCCCCGUCAGCUCUAACGAGCCAUAGCCAAAGUCUAUCUAGUGACUACCUGAACAAUUAUACUACCCCGGGUCUGAACAACAGUUCGACAACGUCAUCCAGUUACCUCCUUAACCAGAGGGCUUGGUAGGCCCAAAAAACUUCAUACUUCAUGGCUUAGGGACCUCACUCUGGAGACACAAGCACAAAGCAGACUGAUAGUCAGACGGACAGACUCGCUAUUGAACACAGUGAGUGGAUAUAAUGCUUACUACUUUGGGGGACAUUUAACAUUACCACCAAAAAACGUUCAGACAAUCGAAAUAUGCAGAUUUAUCCAAAAUGCAAUAUAAGUUCGUGGUUGUUUCAGCAAAGUGAGGUUGCCUCAUAUUUAUAUUAUAUCAAGUUGAGAUACAGGUGCUUCAUAAUAUAGAGAAAAUGAGCACAAUAUUAUGAAACUUAUAAAACGAAAAAUGUUCCACUUUUGUAAUACUCAAGACCAGUCUCCUGGUGCAAUAAUAAAACCACAGACAAUGUGAUAGAUAUUUGUAACUGUCGAAUUUUAACUCCAUAAUAGGUUUAAGAGUGACAUAAUAAUUUUAGAAAGUCUUCAUUCACGAACAUUAACUACCACCUGGAGCAAGGGGUCUCCAGGUAUAAAAUCCACUUUUGCAGAUUCCUGAUAAGCCCAGUCAGAAAUCUGACCCCCAUCCUCAUAAGUCAGAAGUUAUUACCACUUUAAGAGGUGAUAAAACCAAAUUUAAAUAUCAUAACUAAACACGGAGACAAUCCCUUUAUGUCCUAACAACUGAAUACAUAAAACAAUCGUUGUUCAUUUUUUAAGCAGGUGCCAAGCGUUUUAACAGAUUCAAAAAGUUAGCUAUUAAAUAUUUUGUUGUAAAAUUAAGUGUGUAAUAUGUUAAAUUUGAGGAAAUAUUUUGUAAUAUAAAUGUUUUCAAUCUAUGUUUGAUUUUCGCCAAUCUCAUUGUUACUCGCCCAAAAUA
Messenger RNA from Owenia fusiformis, 1999 nucleotides. Lineage: Eukaryota; Metazoa; Annelida; Polychaeta; Sabellida; Oweniidae. The record is from the annotation of a GenBank genome assembly.